Letharia lupina is the source of this 1626-nucleotide messenger RNA. RefSeq lists its product as uncharacterized. Bases 1 to 1626 code for a protein of 541 amino acids. Gene Ontology annotation, biological process: protein O-linked glycosylation. Lineage: Eukaryota; Fungi; Ascomycota; Lecanoromycetes; Lecanorales; Parmeliaceae. The transcript has 2 exons. The record is from RefSeq and is a predicted model, not a curated record. Gene Ontology annotation, molecular function: alpha-1,3-mannosyltransferase activity. Gene Ontology annotation, cellular component: Golgi apparatus.
AUGGGUCGGAGUGCCUCAGUCCCCAAUGUCGGCUUUUCUCGCAUAACAUUGUCAAAAAAUAGCAGCAUCGUCAUUGGAGUCUGCUGCUUUGUGUUCACUGCAGUGUUCUAUUCCGCCACCCACCUUACGAGUCUCGGAUCAUUCAUGACAGAAUGCUCCCCAGGGGCUGAGUCGACCGGUCAGUAUCAGCAAUAUCUGCUGUGGACGCUACAAGCACCGUCGGAGAAGGAGUCACUGCAAGCUCCGGAAGUUGCACAUCAUGAAAUCCAAAUGGAUGAACACAAAAGCGCGAAGCCGACACAGGGUCCAAUGCCAGUGCCGAAGAUCCCUUCAAAGGCAGCUCGAAUUGCACAUGAUGCGACUAUUCAAUUACAAUAUGCUAUGAACAGCUCAACCAUCUCUAGGAUUGAAGGACCUAAUCUAUUCAGCAUGGCCAAGCAUGUAUCAACCUUCGCUCGCCUGCUUGAAGCGAUCCUUACCGACGUUUCCAUCGAUAGGAGACCCUUCCUUGACUUGCGGGAGAGGUACUUUGGCUGGUGGAAACCCUCUACCACUACGCAUCUUCCAUGGGAGGCCAAAAAUCACACGACUGGCAUAGUGCUAACCGCUGGCCAAGGAAACAUGGUGCUUGCGGCGCAUGCCAUACGAACGCUUCGGAAUGUGGUCAACACCACUCUGCCGAUCCAAGUGGCUUAUGCUGGCGAUGACGACCUACCGGCACACAAGCGCCAAGAAAUGAAAACGCUCGACCCAAAGCUCGAGCUAAUCAACAUCCUCGAUCACUACGACGAAGAUAUUGCGGGACUACGCGUUGGCGGUUACGCGAUGAAGCCUUUCGCUGCGCUCGCAAGUAGCUUUGAAAGAGUCAUCAUCAUUGAUGCAGACACAAUAUUCAUGCAGCGCCCGGACGAGUGGUUCGAGGAGAAUGCGAGUCUGAAACAGACAGGAACCCUGUUCUUCCAUGACCGGGCUUACGGCGGCCGGAGAACAACGGACUGGGUAAAAACCCUCUUGAAAGAGAGUGGACGAAGGCCAAGUGCAACGCUCAACUCGAGCAUGUUUUGGCAGGAAGAGCUGGAGCAUCAACAGGAAUCCGGUGUCGUGUACUUCAACAAGGCCAUCCCGGGUGCCUUCAUGAGCCUGUUAUUCACGACGUACAUGAAUUCGCAGAACGUGCGAGCGCACCUCUACGGGCAUGUUGCUGGUGACAAAGAAACCUUCUGGCUGGCCGCCGAACUCGCGGACAUUCCCUACGCAUUCCACCCGAGCUAUGCCGGCAUCAUAGGCCCCAUCUCCGCCAACGCCGAAGGCCUUCCAGAGAUCUGCAGCCCGCAGCCACUACAAACCGACCUCGAUGGCCGGCCCUUUUGGUUCAACUCUGGCCUCAUGGAAGACAAGAUGAACGCGGAUAACAAGAAGUAUGCCAAUCUAACCCACUACAUACCAGGAGUUACGAACGAGCAGCCAGUGGGUGGGUGGAGGUUUAUACAUGAUCAUACGUUCUGUAUGGGGAGGUAUGUGGAGCAGAUGAGGUCGGUUAAAGACGCAGGGCUGGAAGAGGUGGCGAACGGGUUGAUUGACGAGGCGAGGGCGGUGGAUAAGAUUUUCGAGGCUAAGACAGCGUAA